AUGGAUACCACCACCCGAAGGGUUUUCCAGGAACGAAUCGACCAGCUGGAAUCACUUGUCCGGUCUUUGCUUGGUAAACAGGAAGAAAAGCUUGUUGCUCCAUUACCUGGAAGCGUGGCGUUCUCUAUGGCCACUAAUAUCGCCGCUGAUGCAGAUCCUCUCACAUACGAGGUUGGACGUAUGAAUCUGGAGAACCAUGAGUUCUCGUACGUAGAGAGUGAUCACUGGAAAGCCAUACUCGACGAGAUAGGCGAUCUGAAAGAAAUGGUGCAGCAACAGCCCGAAGAUUCUCUCAAAUGCGACCUAGUACUUCCUGGCAACGAUCUGUUUCUUCUUCAGACGUAUCCAGACACGAAGAUGGAUGUCAUAGCUGCGAUUCCGCCUCGUAUUGUUGUUGACAGCAUGAUAUCGAAGUACUUCAAAUGGGCCGAUAUGCCCGUUUCGCUUGUUAUCCAUCGCAAAGUCUUUUUCAAACAAUAUGAGGCUUUUUGGGAGGAUCCACUUUCGACACCAACCAUAUGGCUGACCAUACUAUACGGCAUGAUGUACACGGUGGCGUAUUGUACGCUCUUCAUCAAUGGUGGUUCAGGCUCACUUGACGAGACGACGGCAGCUGAGUACCAUAGCCUAGUCAUGAUCUCACGAGAGAAGAUGAUACAGUGCCUUAGGCUAGGCAACUAUUUGAAGGGAGCGCCACAUACCAUCGAAGCUCUGUUGGCAUUCCUCCAGACUGAGUACGUUCAAGGCGAAGACACACAACAAGGAUGCUGGCAGUUGACAGGCGUUAUUAUUCGUGUAGCGCUAAAGAUGGGCUAUCAUCGGGAUGGCUCGCAAUUCCGGGAAAUGAGUGUUUACGAGGCAGAAAUGCGUCGACGUACUUGGUACAUACUCGCACAGUUUGAUACAGCGUCUGCUUCUCAAGUCGGUCUUCCACGCAUCAUCAAAGAGACUCAAUGCGAUACCGCUGAACCCCGCAACCUCCUUGACGACGACUUCGACGAUACAUCUACCGUACUGCCGCCCGCUAGACCGCAGAACGAACACACUCUGGCCCAAUUCCUGGUUUACAAAAGCAGGGUCAUUUCCGUCUACGGCAUGAUCUGCGAUUUCACUACGUCAUCCAAGCAGCGAGAUUAUGCGGAAGCAAUACGAUUGGAUGCACUGCUCAACACCGCAUACACCCAAAAGCCUCCUAUCCUCGAACUGAAAUUCAUGCAACGAUCCGUCUUGGACGGUGCUGAGCUCAUCACCCGCCGUCUUUAUAUGGCAAUGUCAUAUCACCACGCGCAGAUCACUCUUCACCGCAAGUUCAUGAUUCUUGCAAAGGUGAAUAGCAAGUACACGCUUUCGUGUACGACAUGCUUGAAUGCGGCAUUGACGAUUCUGCGGUUACAAGCUGAGUUGUUCGAGCAGUGUCAGCCGGGGCGUAUGCUACAUGCUGAUCGAUGGAAGAUCCUUUCUUUGACCCAGUCCGAGUUCUUGCUUGCGACGACUGUUUUAUGUUUCAAUUUGUACGACGAUGUUAAGAAAAGGUUGUUCGGCGGGGACGUCGCUAGGAAAAGUGUAGAGGCGCUUGAGGGUUCGAGGAGGGUAUGGGAGCAACAGGGUUUCUCAAAAGAAGCGCAGACAGCUGUGAAAGCUAUAGAUGUUGUUCUUGGUAAAUUGCAUAGUAGUUUGGAGAAAAAUAACGCAGGAAAGCCACAGCUAUCUGGAGCGCAUGCCAGCUCCGCCUCGUCGUUCUCGGCAGACAUGGGUUCUGGAGACGGCCAGAGCGUCGAUUUGCUGUCGUACAAAGACUGUUCAGAUACGGAAGUUUCCUAUAAGAUGCCCCAGGAUUCUGAUAGCAUGGCCUUUGGCGACUUUUUCGAGAUGGAUCAGGAGUGGGAGGGGUGGCUCCAACUUUGA
Molecule: messenger RNA, 1905 nt
Organism: Alternaria atra
Lineage: Eukaryota; Fungi; Ascomycota; Dothideomycetes; Pleosporales; Pleosporaceae
Exons: 1
Coding region: 1-1905 (634 amino acids)
Biological process (GO): DNA-templated transcription
Cellular component (GO): nucleus
Molecular function (GO): DNA binding; zinc ion binding
Source: RefSeq, a predicted model, not a curated record